AUGAAGAAGUUUGUUGAUACAUUUAGGGUACAUUGGAAGAGGUAUGGAUGUUCUAUUAUGUCCGAUGGUUGGACAGAUGGGAAAAAGCGACAUCUUAUCAACUUCUUGGUGAAUUGUCCGAAAGGGUCAGUUUUCUUGAAGUCUGUGGACGCGUCAGAUAGAACCAAUGAUGUUGAUUUCAUACGUGAGCUUGUAAAGGAGGUAAUUAAUGAUGUUGGGAAAGAAAAUGUGGUUCAGUUCAUUACCGAUAAUGGUUCAAACUUUAAAAAGGCUGGGAAGGAUUUAAUGCUUGAAUACCCAAAUCUAUUUUGGACUCCUUGUGGUGCUCAUUGUGUCCAGUUGAUGCUAGAAGAACUUGGUGACAAGCUUACACGAAUCAAGACAUCCGUCAUUCUAGGUAAAAGACUUGUUACAUACAUUUAUGCUCAUUUUAAAGUAUUGUUCUUGAUGAGGAAGAUGACAGGUGGAGACUUACAUAGGUCUACAAAGACUAGAUUUGCAACUCAGUAUUACACACUAGAAAGUCUUCAAAAGUAUAAAAAUCCUUUACAAAUGAUGUUUGUGAAUGAUAGGUGGGCAAAAAGUAGAUUUGUAAAAGAAAAUGUUGGAAUUAAUGCACUUAAAAUUGUUACAAGUAGUACAUUUUGGGAAGAUGUUGAUUACUCUUGUAGUGUGUUGAAGCCUUUAGUUAAGGUUGUAAGACUAGUGGAUAUCGAGCGCAAACCUACGAUGCCUUGUUUUUAUGAUGUAAUGAGAAUAGCAAGGGAUCAAUUAGAGAAGAAUUUUAGCGAAGAUUAUGAUACUUGGGCUGUAAUUAAUGCUUGCUUUGAGAAAAGAUGGAAGAAAAACUUCAAUCAUGCUCUACAUUGUGCUGCAUAUUAUUUGAAUCCAUCCAUAUUCUACAAUAUUGAAACUUAUGAAAUGGAUAAUGAUUGGUGGAUUACAUUUGGAGGAAUCGAUGUGCCUAACCUGCAAAAAUUUGCAAUCAGAGUAUUGAGUCUUACUUGUUCUGCUUCCCCAUGUGAGCGAAUCUGGAGCACAUUUCAAAAUUUGCACUCGAAAAAACGAAAUCGCAUAAAACAACAGAAGUUGAAUGAUAGUGUCUUUAUCCAAUAUAAUAAGAAAUUGCAGCGUCGUUAUAUAGAAAUCCAACAAUAUAACGACGAUGAUAAAGCAAAUGAUCCUAUUUUCCUGGAGGAGCGUGAUGACAAUGAUGAAUGGUUGGACUUACGAAAUUUGAAUGACUUGGAUGUGCUAGGUGAUAAUGUAAGUUUCAAUGAUUUGCAAGAGACAGUGGGUGAAGAACGUGAGACAGUUGGUAGUGGAGGUGCUUCUAGUUCUCGAAGCAAGUCUACUUUUCCAACCGACUCGGAGUAUGAUGGAUAUGAUACCGAUGAAUUGAUGUUGGACACUGAAAAAGGGCUACUCGUUGUUGCUGAGAAUGACGGAGUUACUCAAGAUGAUGAUAUCUAUGAUUAUUCAAAUUAUGUUGAUUAG
This is a messenger RNA of Papaver somniferum (opium poppy), 1497 nucleotides long. RefSeq lists its product as uncharacterized. The record is from RefSeq and is a predicted model, not a curated record. The transcript has 3 exons. Lineage: Eukaryota; Viridiplantae; Streptophyta; Magnoliopsida; Ranunculales; Papaveraceae. Gene Ontology annotation, molecular function: protein dimerization activity. The coding region runs from base 1 to 1497 and encodes 498 amino acids.